Messenger RNA from Cherax quadricarinatus, 2579 nucleotides. The record is from RefSeq and is a predicted model, not a curated record. Lineage: Eukaryota; Metazoa; Arthropoda; Malacostraca; Decapoda; Parastacidae.
CUGAAGGAGUUGAAAUCCUUGAGUGUGUCCAACUAUAAGUGUAUAGUCUAAAGUGAAGUACCUCAGAGACUUACUAUAUCAGUACUAAAUAUCUUUUGCUCUUCGAGGGUAAGAUAUACUGAAGGAUUGAACUCCUUCAGUGUGACUAUAUUAUAAGUGUAUAGUCUAAAGUGAAGUACCUCAGAGACUUACUAUAUCAGUACUAAAUAUCUUCUGCUCUUCGAGGGUAAGAUAUACUGAAGGAGUGAACUCCUUCAGUGUGACUAUAUUAUAAGUGUAUAGUCUAAGGUGAAGUACCUCAGAGACUUACUAUAACAGUACUAAAUAUCUUCUGCUCUUCGAGGGUAAGAAACCGUCCUCCAAAGAUAUAAUCUUUAGUUGAAGACAAAGUGGGAGUCCAGAAGAACAUCUUGAAACACAAGACUCACCAGCUGGAAGACCUCAAUAUGAAGAAAUACGAGGAGAACAUGCUGGUUGUCCUCGGAUGCGAAAGAAACUACGUAGGCAGAGAAAGCUUUGAAAGCUUCUUGAAGGAAAAUAUUCUUAUUUCCAAAGAGCCUGAAGAUUUGUUUCCAGAUGGAAUUAGCUCAACUAUAUGCAAAAUAUGCAGUCGAGGCAGGACUGCCACUUGCUAAUUCUAUGGACUGUGGAAAACACUUAAGCACUUCUGGCAUAGGCAUCAAGAGAAUGAGUGCCAGGUUUAACUUUGAGUAUGCCUAUCAAGGAAUGAGAUGGAUUGAUACUUCUGGUAAAACUUUUUAUGAACGUAGUGCUAAGAGAAAAAAGCCUCUAUUGGAUGAAAUUUCCCGAAAAAAACAAAAACUAGUAGACAACAAAAAGAAGAAGGAACAGGAAAACACUAAAAGAGAAGAAAAAAGAAUGGAGAAGGAAGGUGAGGAAGAUUCAAGCAGUGACAAGGAACUGCCACCUUCCACAACUGAACCAGAAGUACAGACUGAUGAGGAAUCUAACAAGGUCACAAGUCAGGAAACUACUACUGACAAUGAUUCUCUUAUAAGUAAUUACAUAAACAACUUUAUAGUUUCUACUGGAGCAGCAGCUGAGUCAGAAGAACAGCGAGAACAGGAGACCUUCAUUCAGGGGCUUCUCUUCCCUGACAAACCACCAAAAGAACAGCAAGAACAGGAGACCUUCAUUGAGGAGCUUCUCUUCCCUGACAAACCACCAAAAGAACAGCAAGAACUGGAGACCUUCAUUGACGAGCUUCUCUUCCCUGACAAACCACCAAAACGUGUACAAGAAACAACUGCACCUGCCAACUUUGGCACAAAGCCAGAGUCUGUACAGGAAAAGCAAGAUUAUGAUUUUGACCUGGAUACUCUCUUUCACUGAAUCAAUCCUUCUUGGCUGCCAUCACUUGUAGUAAACAAGCAAGAACUACAUCCACUGAAGAAGACCACAAAAAUCAUAUGAGGAUAUUUUCACAAUUGAAAAUUUUAUUUUUAAAAUUUUUUAAGAAGAUAUUAUUAUUAUUUUUGAAAUGAAAGGACUGAUUUUAGUUGAGGUGAUAGUAUAAUAAUUAUAUAAUGGGGUCUGUCUGUGUGAAUAGUCCAGGUUAAGUACUUUAAAAAUAAUAAUGACAAUAUUGGUAUGGUGAGGCAUAGUAGUGAUGAGGAUAGUGAUGAGGGUAAUGACCAGGAUAGUGAUGAGGAUAGUGACGAAGAUAGUGAUAAGGGUAGUGAUGAAUAUAGUGAUAAGGGUAAUGAGGAUAGUGAUGUAUGGUGACAUGUAUAGUAGUGUUGUAUGGUGACAUGUAUGAUAGUGAUGUAUGGUAUUGUUGUAUGGUGACAUGUAUGGUAGUGUUGUAUGGUGACAUGUAUGGUAGUGUUGUAUGGUGACAUGUAUGGUAGUGUUGUAUGGUGACAUGUAUGAUAGUGUUGUAUGGUAGUGUUGUAUGGUGACAUGUAUGGUAGUGUUGUAUGGUGACAUGUAUGGUAGUGUUGUAUGGUGGCAUGUAUGGUAGUGUUGUUUGGUAGUGUAGUAACGAUCAUUAGUGAUGUGUUGUGAACUGAUAUGUAGUGUUGUGAACUGAUGUGUAGUGCUGUGUACUGAUGUGUAGUGGGAACCUGGGUGUCAAUCACCUGGUGUGGGUUGCAUUCUGGGUGUUAGUGGACUGGUGUGGGUUGCAUCUUCGGGGUUAGUGGACUAGUGUGCAUCACAUCCUGGGUGUUAGGUGACUGGUGUGGGUCACAUCCAGGGUGUAAGGUGGCUGGUGUGGGUCACAUCCUGGGUGUUAGUGGACUGGUGUGGGUUGCAUCCUGGGUGUUAGUGUACUGGUGUGGGGGAUAUCCAGGGAGUUAGUGUACUGGUGUGGGUCGCAUCCUGGGUGUUAGUGGACUGGUGUGUGUCACAUCCUGGGUGUUAGUAUACUGGUGUGGGUCACAUCCUGGGUGUUAGUGGACUGGUGUGGGUCGCAUCCUGGGACAAAAGUGACCUAAUUUGCAGGAAAUGCUCGGUAUAACAAGGAACUUUCUAUAUAGUAGUAUGUCAUUGAUGUCAGCUAUGGUCUGUAUAAGUUGUAUCGUGUACUGGCAGUAAUAAAGAUAUUAUUAUUAUUA